AUGGGGCGUGGCCAACUUACCACCUCUCACCUCUUCCCAACAACCCCCACCCCCAACACCUCCCCCAAGGCACAGCGUUUUCUAAUGGGCCGCGCUGGCCGAUGCUGCGCAAUUUUGCACUUGGAGCACUUAAAGAGUUCGGCUUGGGUAUGCGGACCAUCGAAGAGCGUGUCCUGGAAGAGGCGGCUUGUCAGCUUGGUGAAAUUUCAAGCCACUGGAGGAGCCCCGUUCGAACCCCGGCGGUUACUGGAUAAUGCUGUAUCUAAUGUUAUCUGCUCCAUGAUCUUUGGGAACCGCUAUGGCAAUGAGGACAUGGAGUUCCUGAGGCUCCUGGACCUUUUCAAUGACAACUUUCGCAUCAUGAGCUCUAGGAAAGCAGACGUGCCUGGGUGCAGGCCUGGCCCCAACCUCACCUCCAUUCUACUGUGGUUCUGCCUGCUCCCUGUGGGGAGCCACUCUGACACAGACCUCGCCCCGCAGUGCCCUAGCCUGGGCAAAGUGCCCCCAGCCUUACAGCUCCGCCUCGUGACCUGCUGA
This is a messenger RNA of Rangifer tarandus platyrhynchus (Svalbard reindeer), 537 nucleotides long. The record is from the annotation of a GenBank genome assembly. NCBI's taxonomy places the organism in Eukaryota, Metazoa, Chordata, Mammalia, Artiodactyla, Cervidae.